AUGGAGGAUAUUAAUGAAACUGAGGUGCCAGCAAUUUGCGAGAAAUGUUUGGGUAGUAAUCCAUUCAUCAAUAUGAUUAAAGAGAAAGAAGGCAAACAAUGUAAAUUAUGUACCAGACCUUAUACUAGUUUUGGAUGGAUGAGUAUUAAUGAAACUGUUAAUAGUAAUAACAGUAAAGUGAGGAAGAAGAAUUAUUUGACUACAAAGUUUUGUUUGACUUGCGCCAGACAAAGAAACUGUUGUCAAGUUUGUAUGUUAGAUUUAACAUAUGGAAUACCAUUACAUUUAAGAGAUGCAGCAUUUCGAAUGUCUGGGGUUAAGAAUAAAUUUAAUGUGAAUUAUUCGAAGAAUGAGGUUACAAAGCGAUAUAUAGCGCAAGAGGAAGACAAGAAGUAUUUAAAAUUGAAGUAUAAUAAAGAGAAUAAAGACCAGCUAUUAAUUAAAAACGACUCUGAAUUUGAGGGAAAAGAAGAAGAAGGAUUGAAUCAAAAUGAGAAUGAUAAUGAGGAAAAAGCUAAAAAGAUGGCAAAGGAAAUACUAGAGAAAUUGGCUCAAAAUCAAAGAAGGAUUAAUAAUAGCAGCAAAGUUAAUCAUAGUCACCAAAGAUAUGAGAGCAAGAAGACUAAUUACAAUGGAGAUACUAUGAACAAUAAUUACAAUAAUUUGAAUUCAGUUGAUAUAAGUAAACUUAUAUCAAGAUUACCAUUUAAUGGAAACUUAAAGGUUCCCAAAGAUGAAACAAUCAAAUCGUUUUUCUUAUUUGGUAUUAAUGAUGAGUUGCCACAAUACACUAUAAAAGAGUUUUUUGAAGACUUAAUAAUCAAACAUAGAUCGAAUAAUGAGGGUAAUCGUAAUAAGUUGGCGAAAAAUGAAAAUAUAGUAUCUACGAUAAUAGUAAAGCAUCAGUCAAGAUGUGGGUUUAUAUCGUUUGAUAAGAGAGAAAAUGCUGAACUAUUGUCUCGAAUAAUUGAUAAGCCGAGAGAAUUGAAAGGGCCUGGGAUUGUGUUGAUCAAGAACAAUCCCAUAAGAAUAAGCUGGAGCAAGAUUAAAAACCUUGGAAACGACAGCAUACAGCAGCGAAAGAUUGCUAUGAUUGUUCGAAAGCAAAUGAAGCUUCUAGCUCAGAAGGAUAGAGAGUUUAAGGAACACGGAAACAAUGCAAAUGCUGGCGUGAGCAGUGAUGGAGGUUCUAGUGUGCGGCGAGUGUUGGAGUAUAGCGCAUUUAAAGCCACAGAAAACGCCGGCGUGAAGAGGCGCAUGCGUUUGAGAAAACACAGCACAAACAGCACAGACACAAAGAAAGUGCAUACUACCCACUUCCACCAAAGACACUCAAAGACACACCAUUUACAGCACAAGAUGGACUCUCUUGACUCACCUCGUUCUACUGAUCUCUCUGGGGCCUUUAAGAUCACGAACUUGAUUGUUGCUCUCUUUUCUACAUUAUGUGGUCUCUCUGAGUUAUUCCAAGGAUUCAUUCCAUUUACUAACACAAUUACAGAACUGGUGUCUACUAACGCUUACCGGCAGUUUAUUUUGGGACUUUAUGCAAUUGCAUUCGGGUUAUUGGUUGGCUAUCUUGAAUUUAAUGUUCCUCCUCAAGUGAUCAACUACGCUUCAUUUUUAUUCUCCUUUAUUGGAAGAGGGUUUUUUUAUCUUUUGAUUGGUACAAUUGUUGGUCAUGAUCACUUUCUUAAGGUCUUCCCCGGCUUCAUCAUCGCGUUGGUUGGAAUUGGCUACAUUGUGUUGGAAUUCAUCCCAACCAUCAUGCCUCCUGAGAACAUGAGAAGUGAGGGCACCCUCAACGUCGAUGACGACGAUGUCAUCUAA
This is a messenger RNA of Ascoidea rubescens DSM 1968, 1830 nucleotides long. RefSeq lists its product as uncharacterized. Lineage: Eukaryota; Fungi; Ascomycota; Saccharomycetes; Ascoideales; Ascoideaceae. Gene Ontology annotation, cellular component: U2-type catalytic step 2 spliceosome; U2-type catalytic step 1 spliceosome; Prp19 complex. The transcript has 7 exons. The coding region runs from base 1 to 1830 and encodes 609 amino acids. Gene Ontology annotation, molecular function: U6 snRNA binding; pre-mRNA binding. The record is from RefSeq and is a predicted model, not a curated record.